This is a messenger RNA of Ceutorhynchus assimilis (cabbage seed weevil), 1858 nucleotides long. NCBI's taxonomy places the organism in Eukaryota, Metazoa, Arthropoda, Insecta, Coleoptera, Curculionidae. The record is from the annotation of a GenBank genome assembly.
UUUUGUUGUGUUUGUAAAUUGCAGUUUUACAUAAAAAUAACUACUUAUUUAUUUUUUAUUUUUAUUUUUUUAUAAUUCUUAUCAGUUUCAGUUAGAAUCAUGCUUUUACAAUGAUUAUACAGUAUGACUGUAUGACAUCACCCUUUUUCUGUUUCACAUUCUUGCUUAAUUGAGACCCUACAAAUUUGAUGCUCUGAAGUUUCGGUAGUUUAUUUCAAAUGAAAUGCUAGCUGCUGCCUGUUGCUACUGCUUAAUAAUUUGUUAUGUAAAUUGAUAUCCUGGCUUUUAAGAUGGCUAGUUGGGAGGAAACUUUGGCUCAGUUGGCAGCAUUAUCUCCGCUACUUGAAAAUCUAAAUAUAUCAUCGGAGUGUUUCGAAAAAAACAAUCGGAAACCAAAGAAAAAAGAAGAUCCGGCCGGAACUUCAGCCUCAAAAAACUCAUUUUUGAAAGCCAUUGAAAGAGCCGGAAAUCAUUCGCUUAACUCUGGAUCCACUUUGGACAUCGACAAAAAUAAAAAUGAAGCUUCAUCUAAUCAAUUUCAAUUGCCACAACCGAAACAAAUAUUCAUAGAUCAUUCAAUUUUGCAACUCAACAAUGAGCCAAUUGUUAACGUCCUCAAGUACAAAAUUGUAGAAAACGGCUCUAAAAAAUUCAAGAAAAUCUCUGCUCGAUUUCCUCCUAGCUUGAGCGUCUUAAAAAUAAGAGAAGUACAGAAUCCGUUUUUAAAAAAGUCUUUUCAGCUGACGCAACACUUUAAAUAUUCGAAUUUGCAACCUAUGCAGCUAUUUCACGGCACGAAAAGCAAAUAUGUGAAAAGUAUUUGCAGCGACAAUUUCAAUUGGCGAUUCACCGGACUCGAAAGGGGUCACAAAAAUGGCAAAGGCGUCAAUUUUACUCCCAAGCCUUUAUUUGCUGAACGAUUUUGUGAUAGAGAUGAUGCCAAUUUAAAAGUUAUGAUAUUAGCAGACGUUUUAGUGAAAAAUAAAUGCUUGGGUGAUGAAAAUUUAGCUGUGCCUCCUCCAGGUUACGAUACUGCUAUCAGGAAAGAUAGUAUUGUUUUUGUUAAGUUUUCCGAUGCAGAGUUUUAUCCUAAAUACAUAAUAUAUUUUAAAAAAGUAAAAAAAAAUCCGCAGUGAUUUCAUUGCGCAUAUUUUUUUGGACUUCUUUGAGUACAGGGCUGGGAUCACUACAACUAGAAUUCUAUCAGAAUAUGACGUCAGGUUGCCUAGCAACCGUAAUCAUUUCCUGUACUGUACGCGAUAAAUAGGUCGCGGGUGACGUCAUAAAAGUAGAAUUCUACUUGUGAUGAUCCCAGCCCAAGGUUAGUAUUAAGGCUCGUUUAGAGCUUUUGUAACGUAAGUUUUAAAAAGUAAGCCGUAAAACUUACACAUAAAACUUGAGACACUCAGAAAUAAAACAACAACAAAAUGUGACUAAAAGUCAGUUUCUUGGUUGGCUGCUUACGGAACCUCGCGAUCCUUAACGAGAAUUUAAGUCGUAACGGUUGCACUAUGAAUUGUCCAUAUUGAUUUACAUUUGUUUAUUUUUCUUCAGUCUUUAGUCUUACGUUACGGAAGCUUUAAAUGUAGCUUUACAUGAUACUACUCGCUAAAUUUUUAGAUUUUUAAUUUGUUUUGAAAUAUUUAUCUUUUUUUAUAUUUUAAGCUACACAUACCUACUUGGUUAUUGUUUGUGAAAUUAAUGUAUUGUUUUUAUUAUAGCUUUAUUUGUUUUCUGUUUUCUUAACCUAAUAUAUAUAAUUAUAUAAAUAAGACUUUUGUUGAUUAUGUUUAUUAUGCUUUUUAUGUGACGUUGCUUUGUGAUUAUAUAAGUAGGUAUACCAUUUAGUUGACAAUAA